CCUUGACAUGAUCCUUAACACACACUUGCUCCCAUUUCUGAUUCGCGAUCACGUAUUCGUCAGCCCUGCUCACCAUCCUCUGCUCUGCCUUGCUGCAAGCGCCUUCCGAUGUCCUACCGCUGCGGCUGCUCUGCAUGAUCUCACACUCAUCCGAUCAUCCCGCUCAGCUCAGCAUGAGCACCUCGCUCCCCUCCCCCCUUCUCUCGCAACCCCUCCCGCUAUCCGCCCGUCAAUUCCUCUCGACCAUCGCCUCGCUACCCACUUUCGACAAUCCAGGUCCAUCUCAAGGUGCGAAUCAUUCACAGCAACAUCCAAGCAGACCCGCCUCCUCGCCCUCGCCCACCACCAGCUCGCCCGCGACCUCAUCAUCUGCCCAACCCACCAGCCCAAUUCAACCCGCGCUCCCUCGCGGCGUCCACCAGAAUCUCCGCGUAGCAGUAGGCGUAGUAGACUGCCUCAUCGACCAGCUCUCCCACGAAGCACCUGCCCGCUCGAACGCUCUCGCUCGCCUCCAUCUGGCAGCGGCAAUCGAAGGCUGCAAGUUCGUGGCAUGCACCCUCUUCUACCAGGACUGCUCGCAGCCACUCCUGCCCAAUGGGGUCGCCAUUCGCAGAUUGGACCGACUCGUGGCCCUAGCCUGCUGGACGGCAUGCUGGUUUCGACGCCAGAGACAGUUGCCCGAGCUAAUCUGCCCGUAUCAGGAAUGUGUGUAUGCCAUUCAGCUCGUGGCAAAGGCGUUUGUGGAACAUAUUGAGUUGGAGCCGUUGCUGGAGGUGGUUACCAGAAUCGAGCCGCAUCAUUAUCUCGCCAUGAUGCGACAUCAAGAGGCGAGGAUAUCCGUCUUUGAUGCGAUGGAUAGGGGUGAGGGGAUGGGCAAGAAUGCGGCAUAUGAGUGGUUGAGUAGGACGGAGGCGUGGUUGAGUAGCCAGAUGGAGGGGUUGGUUCGAUUCAGGUUGUGGCUUGGAACGAGUAGCGAAGGAGAGGCGGAGGAGCAAGAUGUCACGCCCGACGAGGAAGAAGCCAACACCCCCGCUGCAACCUCGACCACGAUCCCCGACGCAGACGACAAGUCACCCACCAUAUCCUCCCCUUCACCAACAGAGGAAGUCAUUUCCCCCACUCCCGUAGAGCCACCCAAAUUGCCGCCACCAACACCCCCCGCCUCCCCUCCCAUCAGCCCAGAGCCACUGCCCACCUCAACCCCCUGGUGGGUGCCCCCUCUUGGUCUCGAGCUCGCAAACAUCAACGCCAGGACCCGCAGUAUGGCCCAGCCCGGCCCCUUCACGCCGCGUAGCAGUGCCAUGCGGGACGUGCGGCUCACACAGGAAGCAGUCAGUGGCGCAUUGCUCGCCGGAGGGCUCAUACCUAUACCGCCGUCGCCAUCUCCGCUGGUUGGGGUCCAAAAGAAGAAAAGGAAGAACAAGAAGGGGAAAGGAAAGAAGAACGGCGAAGGGAAGCAGACUUUUGAUGGUCACACAGUCAAGUCGUGUUAUGCAGCUGCCUGUAUGAGUCCGGUCGCGUCGGCUGAGCCAGCGGCGUAGGUUGCGACUUGAGCUCUUCGGCUCACUCCUCCUCAUUCAGCAAUUAUUGCCUCGCCAUACCCUACUGACCUCCAACAUCCAACCACCCCGAAUUCAAGUUCGAGCUCUUUGCUUUGCUAUGACUAC
Jaminaea rosea is the source of this 1667-nucleotide messenger RNA. RefSeq lists its product as hypothetical. The transcript has a single exon. Bases 135 to 1541 code for a protein of 468 amino acids. The record is from RefSeq and is a predicted model, not a curated record. NCBI's taxonomy places the organism in Eukaryota, Fungi, Basidiomycota, Exobasidiomycetes, Microstromatales.